Messenger RNA from Liolophura sinensis, 1443 nucleotides. RefSeq names its product bromodomain-containing protein DDB_G0280777-like. Bases 1 to 1443 code for a protein of 480 amino acids. The transcript is spliced from 3 exons. Lineage: Eukaryota; Metazoa; Mollusca; Polyplacophora; Chitonida; Chitonidae. The record is from RefSeq and is a predicted model, not a curated record.
AUGGCAUUGACCUCCGGGGUAGAGUCACGUGCGGCCAAAUCACUCCGCCGCCGCCAAGCCCCACCCACGUAUCCUAACCCAGCACCGCCGGCCCGGCCCCAGCAGAUCGCCAUGCUGCCUGUGGACAUGCUGCCUCCAGGAGCUCCCGUGUAUCCUCCACUGCCACUGCCACCACCGGGAUACUCGCAGACCCCUUAUUACGUAUACUCUUACCAGCCGGCCGCCCCACUCCCCAGGCCUCCAUAUGUGGCUCCUAGGUACUUGCCAGCACCACCUCCACCACCUCCCCCUCCUACUCCCAGAGUUGUUUAUCAGAGAGUGCUUCCUCCCCCUCCACCUCUCCCCGCAGUCAUUCCACCGCCCCCUCCUCCUGUGAACGCCCAAGUCCAAAAUGUGGAUUACCAAAGACAUUCCGUGAAUUCACAAACGUCGCCUACAGGGAGCGCUGUCAACUUACAACUUCCGGCGGACUUCAUACAGAGAUUAAUGUCUCCACCUGUGGAACUACAAUAUCAAGUUAGUCAAUACCAGAGGCAGAUAGAGGGUCAGGCUAUGCCAUCUCAAAACAACCGCUUCACUGCGGUCCCUCAGAAACAGCAGCCUAAGGCAGCGAAGUCACCCCAACAACAGUGGCCACUACAUCAGCCUCAGAAACAACAACAACAGCAUUACACUCGACGUCCACAAAGUGUUGCUCAGCUCCAGCCACAGCUACAGCAGCAGCAACAGCAGCACCAUCAGCCACAGCAACAGCAGCACCAUCAGCCACAGCAACAGCAGCACCAUCAGCCACAGCCACAUCAGCAGCUCCAGCCAAAUCAACAACAGCUCCAGCCAAAUCAACAACAGCUCCAGCCAAAUCAACAGCAGCGCCGUCAGCCACAGCCACAUCAGAAGCCCCAACGGCACACGUACUACCCACAACAACAACUUACUCACCACCAACAACACCAACAAUAUUUUUACAGGCAACAACAGCAGUUUUAUCCCAUUCCCCAAGAACAACAAUCACAACAACAACAGUCACGACAACAGCAACAGUUGCCAUCUAUUGGUGUCCGGUAUUACCAAGUUCCAAGAACGCUUCCUGUGUCACAUGCGGUUCCGUGGGGUCCUAUCGCGCAGGGUUAUCCAGUCCUUGGGGCAUAUCUCCCAGCACUCGAAUUCCCACGAUCACUCAGCCGAGCCGUAGAUGAUCGUGUUUCAGUGCCAGCAUCCUACGCCACUGGACAAAGUGGAACACCGCAGAUGCCCGUAUCCAGUCAGAGACCAACACCUCCACAGCCAGCAAGUACCAAAAAGUGCGGGCCCGUGACAAGACACGGCCAGUGCUGCGCUUUUCCCAAAUCUUGCGUGGAGUCAUCCCAGAUCGAGGACGAGACUGGAGCGUGUCUUUCUCUGGGACAAGAUACCCUAUGUUGCGCGGCUAACACGUGUAAAUAG